AUAUGGCAACCCGUGCAGCUGCGGGAAAACGCAGUGUUCACCGGUGGCUGGUUUUGUAAGACGUUGCUCUGUUCAAGUGCACCCAAAUCUAUGACCAGGUAAGAAGAAAGGGUGAGUGAUACAAGGUGUCAUCGUGGACUACUGUAUUGCUCGUAAACCAAUCGUGUGUGAAGUGCCUCCGCCGUCGUCACGACACAUGGCUCUCCAUCCCUCGCAACGACGAUGGACGUGUUUAGUCGACGCAAAUAGUAUCCGGAUGAGCCAAUUAAUCUCCUACUGGUAAAUUCAGUAAUAUUCCGCAGUGUUUCGCCACACUAGCACGCGUUCGGAUGCCUUCUGACACAUUAGAACAUAAAUCGUGGUGAACCUAUGCGUGGACUAUUAAGCAAACACGUCGGAAUACUGUAUUGGCGAUAACACGUCGUCAGUGGAUGGGAAAUGCUCGUUUACUAAGUGUAAGUGAAUGCCACAUCGAGCAUCAAGGAGAAUGGGGGCGGUCCAGUGACGUAUGACCGCAUUAACCUCCCCGACCAGACCUUGACGGAGUUUUUCGCCAGCGCAGGAAGCUGGUUGAAACGUGAUCUUUGGAAUUCUGAUGGUUUCACUUCGUCCGAGGUUCAACUCAAGGUUAAAUUAGACGCAGUUUGUCACAAACAGAAGUGGGCCCUGUUUCCAAAGAGGAGAACAGUCACUUGUUUGCCAGUCUCUGACAAUUGCAUGUGGAGUGACUUUCCAACAAUGGUUGGCUGGGACAGCAGACCAUCAGCCUGGAAUAUUGUACUGGUUUGUUUUCAACCAAUGGGCUAAAAACCCAGCUACUGAAGCUCUCAAGUGACAGACUCAAGCCAAAUAAAUGGGAGAGUUGUGACAGAGCAUCAUACGACAGAGUAACCUUGAGCUAGUUGGAGUCAAUCGCAUUUCACAAGAUCCCCAUUAACACUGCCUUUCCUCAUAAUUGGGACAUCCAAGGCAUAACAGUCAAGCUCUCUGGCUACCACAAUGGGUGAUGUGCCAUCUUUAACAUUGUGAUCACCCCCAAAGGUCUCUUUGACGACCUCCUAGCCCCAGACUCACCACAACAAGCCUACCUUCAGAGUCAUCAUGAGGGGAGUCGUCCAGAUGCACUUUACCACGGUGGACUACGUCAUCUUUGCAUUGCUGCUGAUGGCCUCAGCUGGUAUCGGCUUAUAUUAUGCCUUCUCUGGUGGACGUCAGCGUACAACACAGGAGUUCCUGAUGGCUGACCGCUCAAUGAGCUGGCUGCCUGUAUCUCUGUCACUGCUCGCGACUUUCCAGUCAGCUGUGGCGAUUCUGGGCGCACCGUCUGAAGUGUACACGUUCGGGACACAGUACUGGUUUCUGGGCUGCUCGUACUUCCUGGGACUCCUUAUACCAGCUCAUGUUUUCAUACCAGUCUUCUACAGGCUGCGGCUUUCCAGCGCAUACGAGUAUCUGGAACUGCGUUUCAACAAGACAGUCCGCAUAUGUGGGACUCUGACCUUCAUCUUUCAGAUGGUCGUUUAUAUGGGGGUGGUCCUUUAUGCGCCAGCUUUGGCUCUUAAUGCAGUCACUGGUUUUGACUUAUGGGGAGCAGUGCUCGCCAUGGGACUUGUGUGCACUCUCUAUACCUCUCUGGGGGGCCUAAAGGCGGUGAUGUGGACCGAUGUCUUCCAGACAGUGGUAAUGUUUGCAGGGCAGCUGGCUGUUAUCAUUGUAGGGGCACAUCAGGCAGGGGGGAUUGCAGAGGUCUGGAGGAAAGCGGUGAACGGCAGCCGCAUUGCAGGACUUGACCUAAACCCAGAUCCUUUGGAGCGCCACACCUUCUGGACGUUGGGUGUGGGCGGAAUCUUCCUGAUGCUGGCUCUAUAUGGGGUCAACCAGGCCCAAGUCCAGAGAUAUCUCAGUUCCCGCACUGAGAAAGAGGCUAUCAUGUCGUGCUACGUGGUUUUUCCAUGCCAGCAGAUCGUCCUGUGUUUGGGUUGUCUGAUGGGGCUGGUUAUGUUUGCUCGCUAUGGCGAGGACAGCCCUCUAGAUAAGGGCUAUGUCAAAACAAAUGAUCAGAUGGUGUUAUAUUUUGUGAUGGACGUAUUCAAGGAUCUGCCUGGCCUCGCAGGCCUGUUUGUGGCCUGUCUCUUCAGCGGAGCGCUCAGCACCAUCUCUUCAGCCUUCAACUCCCUGGCAACAGUAACCAUGGAGGACCUAAUUAAACCUCAUUUUCCCAACAUGACUGAGUCUAAAGCCACGCUGCUGUCCAAAGGACUUGCUCUGGCCUAUGGCUUGUUAUGUCUGGCCAUGGCCUACCUCGCCUCAAUAAUGGGAUCUGUGUUGCAGGCAGCCUUGAGCAUCUUUGGGAUGGUGGGUGGUCCCCUGCUGGGCCUCUUUUGCCUGGGAAUGUUCUUCCCUUGGGCAAACUCUAUUGGAGCAUUGGUUGGAUUAGCAGCAGGCCUUGCCAUGGCCUUCUGGAUUGGCAUCGGCAGUUUUGUAAUGCGUAUGCCUGGUCCAAGUGCUGUGCCGCCACUUAGUACCGUCACGCCACCCCCAUUUGAGAACAUAUCUACUACAGUCAUGACUUCGUUGGUCAAUGCUACUACAACCAAACCUAGGCCAACAGGUGUCGACGCACUCUAUUCGUUGUCCUACAUGUGGUACAGCGCUCACAAUUCCACCACUGUGGUUGUCGUGGGACUCCUCGUCAGCCUGCUUACAGGACCAACGAAGGAGAAGCAACUGACCCCCGGAACAGUGUACCCAGUCUUGGGGAAUCUGCUGUUCUUCCUGCCUCAACGCUACCGAGAGAAGCUCUGCUGCGUCACUCCUCUAGCGCAAAAGCCUAACGAAAUCCACGCGCGGCCUUACGAGAGGGCCAAGAAAGGCGCCAACGGAGCAGCUUGCCGCAAAGAGGACACGGUCACCGAGGACAAAGAAAUGGAGAGCGACGGCGUGCCGACCGAAGACGAGGAAAGCAGGCCAGCUCUGCCGUCAUGCGAGCUGACCGCUCACUGCGUCGAGGAAACGGCCCUCUAGAACUCCUUUUCACUUCAACUUGUCCUUAAGAGGAAAACUCUGACUGAGUAAAGCGUGAGCAGUAGUGGGCUCCUGUAAUAAUGUAGCUCAUGAGCGCUGGUAACUUGCGGGAGAAUACUGUCAAACUGGUCCAGUGCUGCCUUGAGAUACAUGUGCCCUGACGCACGGCGUUUGACCCAAGGUUUUGUCUUGAGAUGGGAGCAACAUUUUAGAUACGUGUGCUUUCAGACCCCGCCCACCGCUAGAGGGCGGCAGCACACUUCUUAACAUCCAGCCACCAUCGAUUCACAUUGGUUUCCUUGCACUGGAAGGACUACAGCCGUUGGUGGCAGUAAGCUGGUUUGCAACAGGGCACAUUCGACGUGUAUCUCAAGGCACCACUGGACCAUUUUUAAAUUUUAUUUUUUUGGGAAAUCUUGAAACGUACGACUAUAAAGCAGCACCGCCCAGGAGUUGGAAAGGAAUACAUUUCUGAUUGAUACUUAAAUCUAAUCAAAGGAGCACAAGUAGCUGUUCUGACUUCAAGCCAGGUAACAAGCAGAGAAAUGUCCCAUUGUCACUUCCUCUAGAGAAAAUGCAACUAUGUACAAGAGAAAUGUUGUAUGCGAGUAGAAAAUGACACUGAACCAAAACAAAAGCUUUCGUCCUUGUGCUGUGGAGUGUCCUUACGUGACCUUGGUUUACUACGCGAAUGUUUACCUGCUAAUCUAGAUGUGCGUCGGUCAAUGUCUCGUACCUGACAGUCCAGUCUGUGUGGUCCGAUCCGUGCAAAAUCGGACAAAAACGCUUCAUCUUGAGCUGACGGUUUGUUUUGGUUUUGUUUUACAGUGGGCUCAAAGGUACUCGGCACGAGAGGGUCUCGUGUGUCUUAUUUGCAACCAUCCUCUGCGACCUGGAACUCGAGCUCACGCCGCCGCAUUCCCAUCGUGUCUUAAAAGGUGAUUUAACCAGUCGUCCGCCGUUGCCGCCAUUGAAACCGCAUCCCCAUAAAAUGCCUACUCGCAGCGGAGGACAUCUAAUAUCUCAAAACGACGUGCGGGUGAUUCCGUUGACUCCUUUCUUGCGAGUCUGGCGGGGCGAGCUCAGACGAACGGAGGACCGACGACAUAGGAGGUUGCAAAUAAAGACGUUUGAUGAAGCGAUACUUUAGCGCUGCUGUUUACUCACGCACUUUCCACAGUUUGAAUUGAAUACUUAGCUUUGCCGUGGUCAGCUGAGAGGAUGACAUGACACGAAGGACGUGCCCACAGAAAACAUAUUUAGCUAAUUAGAGAAAUUGCUCUUCUGUUAGUGGUCACGGACCUUAUAGAAGAACUAUUAGUGCCGCACAAACAUUUUUGGCCAUUUUCAGUCCCAUCGAAUCGCAUUUUUACGGCACGGUGUGUUCUCACUUUAAGACGAAUGUGUCAAUAUUAUUUAGAAUGAAAGGAAAUUUGGCACCAUACCAAGGCAGACUUUCUGGAAAGGGAUCGAUAUCAAAACAUAAUUGAAUUGAUUUAACUUGCUACGCUUGGUACGGGAGCUAAAUAGCUGCAGCCUCCCCUGUCCAGCCAUUGCUGGUCAGGAUGGUUGUUUCGAUACCGUUGUGUCCAUUUGGCUAUAAAUAAUUAUAAAUAUAAUAAUAAAUAUAAUUUCACCUAAUAACAAUUGAGUUGAUUUUAUGCGUGCAUUUCUUUCAACUACGUAUUGGAGACCGCCGCAAAGUUAGUUAGCAGUGCCUCCUUUGGCCAUCACAUGCUGUCGUCUCUCUUCAUUUUAAGGGAAGAGAAUUUCGGGUUAUUUUUAACACAACGGCCCUGAACGAAGAAGACCUGUUCAAAUGUGUUGUAACUAUGUUGUAAACUAUCAUUGCCAAUGUAUGACUAAUUGGAGUCAUGUCUCUUGUUGUUGUUGUUGUUGUUGUUGUUUUGAUCUCAGCUGUUGUGUUAUCACCGUUGUUUUUUUUUUUUUUUUUUUUUUUUUUUUUUUGGAAUCUUAAGAAUUCUUGCCCAUCCCAUACUAACUCCGCCAAUCCAUUGUCUUUAGUUUGCAAUGAGUUUUAUCAAGACGUGAUAAACUCCACGGCCGUGUUCAGUCGCAUGGCUUCCCAGCGGUUUGUUGCAAGACUGCAGUCUGACCUGACACUUCCCCUUAAGCGAGACGUAAGCCUUCGAAAUGUUGCUUUGCAAUGGGAGCCAAAAAAGAGAAGACUCUAUGUCUAAGUUGCCUUACACAUGCUCCUGUUUGGAUGAAACUGGGGUUUUUCAACCGCAGCUCGGACAAUCAAGGUCACAAAGCCAAUAGCAGAUUAGCAUAUCUCAGUUUUGUACAAGGAUUUGACUUGAGCUCGCCGGUUAGACCUUUUGAAGCCACGCAAAUGUUUGUUUUGUCCUCCUGAAAUACCUCAAUUUGUCCAAUGCAUAUAGAAUAUAAUGUUUGUUUAUGCCUAUUCUAUUAGAUUUCUGCUAAUAGAGAAUCUAUUUCAGAUCAUUGUUUGUAUAUUUUUAUAAUUUCACAUUGAGCCUCCACACAUUUCACUAGAAAUGUGGAAUUCUAUAUGCAAUAACGCUUUGUAAUUUUUUUUUUUUUUUUUUUUUUUUUUGGUGAAUGACAGGCAGAAUUGGGAAUGUAGCAAUAUGUUAAAACAGCAUUUGUGAAAUUUCGUUGCUUUUGUUUGUUUUCACAGCGCGACAUCCCCACAUUCAGGCUGCGACAUUCAUAUUUUUGUGUGAUGUAUUUCAACAGAUCACGUGUAUGUGAUAAAUCUUUUUAUGAUUGCAUUAUUGCAGAUCCUUCAUAGUACCUGAAAUUACUUGAAGUGUAUGUGCCUGUAAUGUUACCUUAAUGAUACAUGAAUAAAUCCCCUUUUACACUGUGAGAAAAGCAAACUGAAGCACUAAAAUUUGCUGAUUUUAUUUAUGAUUUUUGUUAAGAUUCCUUGGUGAUGCGCUAUUGAAAACCUUAAAAGCACAAUAAGGACUCUGUGGCUGGUACUCUUACUCAGCCUUAACUGAUGUGAGGGCAUCACCUGGUUAAAAAAAAAAUUACAAAUAAAAAAAUCAGCGGACACUCCUUAAAGUCCAAAUUUCGAUAAAAGAUUCAUAGUCAAUUACAGGCUAGAAACACAUGGCACUUAGUAAUUUCUGCCUUUUAAUAAAUAUUGUUCACAGCAAUAUUUAUUUGUCGCAUCUCAGAAGAGUUCAAACUUAUGCAUUCCAAAAAAAAAAAAAAAAUUAUAAUAAUAAUAAAAGAAAUCCCUCCAUGUCGAGCUGAUUUGUCAACUUUGGAUGUGCCUUUAUUUUCUCGUAACAUCUCAUUUGUUGUGUAUGUCAGAUGAUUUCACGAUUCAAACAAUAUAAAAAGAUGGUGUACCUGUUGAUUCAGUGGCUAUUUGAAAUCUUGUUGACCAUGUUUUAAAAAAAAAAAAAUGUCACUCUUCAUCGGAUGUAUGUAACAAUAGAUGUUUGUUUUAUUUACUUGAAAUAUUAAAUUGAUUUUAAGGUCCACAACAUCCCGUCUGUGCUUC
This is a messenger RNA of Phycodurus eques (leafy seadragon), 6529 nucleotides long. RefSeq names its product solute carrier family 5 member 6a (gene slc5a6a). The transcript has 20 exons. Gene Ontology annotation, molecular function: sodium-dependent multivitamin transmembrane transporter activity. Bases 1102 to 3024 code for a protein of 640 amino acids. NCBI's taxonomy places the organism in Eukaryota, Metazoa, Chordata, Actinopteri, Syngnathiformes, Syngnathidae. Gene Ontology annotation, cellular component: membrane. Gene Ontology annotation, biological process: pantothenate transmembrane transport; sodium ion transport; biotin transport. The record is from RefSeq and is a predicted model, not a curated record.